CAAGAUUCUAAGUAAUGUAAAAUAUUUGCGCAAAAGUAAUUUUAUCUAUAUGACAUAAUUUGUUUGAUUGUGAUCAAUAAGUCUGUACGAGCCAAAUAUACAUUGAAUAAUUGUACAAUAUUUUAAUGUUUUUGACGGUUUGACGUUGUUCAUAAUUUAAUAUAAUUUGCGUCAAUUAAUUGUACCGUGUGUACCACAAAAACAUGGCGAACGUCGACACAAAUGUUGAGAAAUCUAUCUCAGAAAUUUUGGGUUUUCUAUGUGUUAAUAGCAAGUAUGGCAACACAUAUACUGCAAAUAAUGUACAUGAGAUACUGAAGCUACUUUCUGAUUCUUUGAAACAUCAAUCACAGAGGGAGAAUAUGUCCAAUGCCGUAAUUCAUGCUUUAGGGGGCCUGCUCCAAUUUCUUGGUGUUGAACUACAAACUUACUCAGAUGGGGCAACAAAAGAUGUCGCUGUGAUACAAGGAAUUGCCGAGUGCUUUAGAUGUCUUAGAAAUUCUUGUGUUCAGUGUGAUAUAAAUCAGAAUGAAAUAGGAAAAGGCAAAAUAUUAGCAGAUACAAUACAGCUUGUUACUGGUCUGAUGAACCAAAUACAUAAAGAUGAAGAUAUUUUGAUUUGUGUCAGAUGUGCAAUGCAGUUUAUGGGCAACCUUGUAACCAAUAACAACCAGUGUAAACAAUUAGUUUGGAAGCUGUUAGAUCUGAACCUUCACAGAUCUUUAUUACAAUCGGGAGACACAAAGUUAUGCAGUUACAGUUGUAUGGUGUUGCAUAAUGUGUUAGACGACACCAGAUGUAAUGAGUUGAUACUGGACAAAAAUGGACAACUAGUCCUUAAAGCUGUCAUAAAUAUUGUCCAGGACACAGAAUCCGAAUGGGGAUUAUUCAUCAUUGAACGUUGUCUGCAGUGUCAGGAUUUCCUGGAGAAGAUUUAUUGUGAGCUAGAUAUUCCUUGUAGAUCAUUAAUGCUGGAUGUCAUAGAGUCAAGCAUGAAAAAUGAUGAAUGUAAAAAGGAAGAGGUUCCAUCGAUAUCACCUGGCAAUGUUACAUUCCUCUCAACUGAAUUUAUCAUUUGUGUUAAAUAUAUUGAGGGAAUGACAGCUGACAAUUCAGAGGUCAGCCAGCUGGUGUUGCACAUACUGGAGAUACUAUGUUUAUGUAGUAGCUCUCGCCAUUUCUCCCAUGUACUACAGGCACAUACAACAUUGCUAGGCACUGUUAUAGAUCUUCUGAAAAACAUCACAGAACUGGGGAAACAGCCAGAUAGUGUAUUCUCAUGUGUAAACAAACUCAAGUCAAAAAAGACAAGUGAAAGUCCUGCCCAUGGUGUCAAAUGCAGUCUCAUUCAACUAAUAGCAAAUCUUGUCCAUAAAAACAAGGCAAAUCAAAACAUGGUUAAAGAUACUGGUGGCCUGGAGCUGAUUAUGAACCUGACCAAGAUUGAUGGAAACAAUCCUUUUAUCACUGAAUGGGCAGUCCUAGCACUACGCAAUCUCUGUGAAGACAACCCUGAUAUACGAUCAAUCAUAGCUAAUACUACAAUAGAUGGAGUGGCCAACAAAUCAGAAAUCUUAAAAGACUUUGGAAUCGAAGCAGAAGUCAAGGAUAAAAAAUUACUUCUGAAAAGGCCUAAUAAGGACUCUACUUGAUAUAUCUUGUAAACAGAAUAGUGAAAAGAAUUAAAAUAUAAUGACAAAAAAAUAUUUUUUGUUGUUCCUGUUUAUUUUACUGAGAAAGGUCAACCAUGCAUACGAAGAAUCAAGUUUUGGCUC
This is a messenger RNA of Owenia fusiformis, 1775 nucleotides long. The record is from the annotation of a GenBank genome assembly. Lineage: Eukaryota; Metazoa; Annelida; Polychaeta; Sabellida; Oweniidae.